AUGGAAGAAGAAAUGGAUACAUUUUAUAACGCAUCCUACUGGGCCGAGUUCUCAUAUCGUGGAUAUGGCAUAAGUGAAGACGGGACCUUGUUCUGCGAACAACUACCUCAUGUUGUGAGCUCUGGUGGCAUGUGGGAGAUGCGACUAUUACAUUCAAAAGGGUUGACGUUCUGGGAAUACAGUCUUCCCGUUACCGAGGCCGUAAUCGUUUCAGUACUCUGUUUAUGGCAACUUUUCUAUUUCUUGCUAAAGAAGUUACGUCUCCCGGUGCCAAAGUUCACCUCCAUGAUGCUUGCCGGGGCAGCUUUGAGCCAAACAAGUCUUUUGCCGGAUGACUGGACGGUCAAACAAAUAUUUUUUCCGGAUGAUCUUAGGCCAAAAGUCCCUGAUACGAUUGGUGGCUUCGCUUUUGUCCUUUAUUGGUUCCUCGAAGGUGUUAAGAUGGAUGUUGGGAUGGUUAAGAAAACAGGUUCAAAAGUGGUAGUAACAGGAAUGGUCACAGUUCUUUUCCCCAUUUUCGUGGCUAACAUGGUGUUUGGUAAGCUAAGAGAGACAGGGGGGAAAUACUUGACAGGAGUUGAAUACAGGACAAUUCUAUUCAUGCAGUCCAUCUCAGCGUUCACGGGUAUCUCAAGGCUAAUAAGAGAUCUCCAGAUCAACCACUCAGAGUUCGGCAGGAUUGUGCUUUCGACGGCUAUGGUGGCGGAUGUAACGGGUUUUGGUGUUAAUCUAGUUGCCCUUGUGGCGUGGUCGGACUGGAGGGUUUCUUCCAUGCAAGGCGUAGGACUUGUCGGAUAUGUCAUAGUCAUGAUUUGUGUUGUGAGACCUGCCAUGUUUUGGGUGAUCAGACGGACACCGGAAGAGAGACCCGUGAAGGAAUGCUUCAUCUACAUCAUCAUGAUUUUGGCCUUCGGUAGUUUCUAUUUUUUAAAGAGGCUUCGCAUGUUUCCAGCAGUUGGACCCUUCAUUUUGGGUUUGUGUGUGCCUCACGGUCCUCCUUUAGGGUCUACAUUGGUACAAAAAUUUGAAAGCUUUAACAGUGGAAUACUUUUGCCACUUUUCUUGUUCUUCCCAAUGCUGCAAAUCGAUGGACCUUGGUUAGUUAACCAGAUCGGUCAGCUACGGCAUUUUGAUGGUCAGCUGUACGAAGCCUUGACCAUCAUCGUCGUUGUCUCCGUUGCCAAGAUUAUCUUCACAACGAUUCCUCCAUUGCUAGCCAAAAUGCCUCUAACCGACUCUUUCGUUAUGGCACUCAUCCUCAGCAAUAAAGGAAUUGUGGAGCUGUGUUAUUUUAUGUAUUCUGUUGAAGCCAGAGCUCUUCAAGCGAAGUCCUUCACGACAAUGGCUCUGAUGAUUCUAAUAAGCUCUACGAUAUUACCAGUGACGAUACAUUAUCUAUAUGAUUCGUCAAAACGAUUCAUUUCUUUCCAGAAGCGGAAUCUAAUGACCUUGAAGCAUGGAUCAGAGCUGAGGUUUCUACUGUGCAUUCACAAAGCAGGCCACAUAGCGGGGAUGAUCAACCUCCUAGAAAAAUCUUUUCCUUUAGAAGACUCCUCAAUCACUUGCUACGUGCUUCACCUCGUGAAGCUUGUGGGUUUGGACAAUCCACUCUUCAUCUCCCACCAAAUGCAAACGGCUGAACCCGGAAGCCGGUCUUAUUCAAACAACGUCUUAAUCGCCUUUGAUAGCUUCAAACAUUACUGGAAAUCAGUAUCGCUGGAGCUUUUCACAUCCGUUUCAAACCCAAAGUACAUGCACCAAGAGAUUUACUCACUCGCUCUCGACAAGCAAGCUUCUUUCAUCAUGCUCCCUUUCCACAGAAUAUGGUCCCUUGACCAGACAACGGUUGUCUCUGACGAUGUGAUGCGUAGGAACACUAACAUCAAUAUCUUGAGACAAGCACCUUGCUCCGUGGGGAUCUUUGUCCAUCGCCAAAACCUUAUAUCUUCGCAAAAGAGCAAUCCCUCUUUUAAGGUGUGCGCAAUUUUUGUGGGCGGGAAGGACGAUAGAGAAGCCUUGGCAUUGGGGAGGCAGAUGAUGAGGAAUCAAAAUGUGAGCCUAACAGUGUUGAAACUAGUCCCAGAGACAAUGGCUGGGAUGACUACAGGAUGGGAUCAGAUGCUGGACACGGCAGAGGUUAAGGAGGUACUAAGGAACAAUAACACAACUGCUGGAGCACAAUGUAGUUUUGUGGAAUUUGUGGAGGAGACAGUUAAGGACGGUUCCGACACAUCAACACUCCUUCUCUCGAUUGCUAAUUCUUUUGAUUUAUUUGUGGUGGGGAGAAGCGCCGGAAUAGGGACCGACGUGACGAGUGCCCUGACUGAGUGGACGGAGUUUCAUGAGUUAGGCGUGAUCGGUGAUUUGUUGAUAUCUGAAGAUUUUCCCCGCAGAGCUUCGGUGUUGGUGGUGCAACAACAACAGAAUGUAGCUUGUAGAUGA
Molecule: messenger RNA, 2442 nt
Organism: Camelina sativa (false flax)
Lineage: Eukaryota; Viridiplantae; Streptophyta; Magnoliopsida; Brassicales; Brassicaceae
Product: cation/H(+) antiporter 5-like
Biological process (GO): proton transmembrane transport; regulation of pH
Cellular component (GO): endomembrane system; membrane
Molecular function (GO): antiporter activity
Source: RefSeq, a predicted model, not a curated record